Molecule: messenger RNA, 3024 nt
Organism: Epinephelus moara (kelp grouper)
Lineage: Eukaryota; Metazoa; Chordata; Actinopteri; Perciformes; Serranidae
Exons: 18
Coding region: 276-1847 (523 amino acids)
Biological process (GO): signal transduction; mRNA export from nucleus; regulation of DNA-templated transcription elongation
Cellular component (GO): THO complex part of transcription export complex
Molecular function (GO): protein binding
Source: RefSeq, a predicted model, not a curated record
AAUGCCACAAACAGCGCAGUUUUAUACAGCUCGAUGUGAGGAUCUGUUUGUAAAUGGUACAAGCACACAAGCUGGUUGUGAGAGGAAACAAUACAUCCACAUCUACACAGCAAGACGCCUGUUUUCUUUUUGGGAUUUUGGAAACUGCAAGCGCCAUAUUUAGGUCAAAUCCAGAUGUUUUGCUGAAGAGGGGAUGCUGCACCCAAAGAGACAAGUGGUGCCGUUUUACGCAGCCGCUGUGGACAAACAGAAACUAACAGGAUCACACAGAGAGGAUGGUGGCUGAGAUGGCGAACAGCGCAGCGGCUUGUCACCUGGAAGACGGAGACGGAGAUAUCCCUGCACUUGAAAACAAAGAUAAUCUGACAGAAAGUGACAGUAGUAGUUCAGAGAACACAGAAACGUCCACUGAGGAGAGCUCAGAGGAUGAAGAGGAAGAUGAGGAGGAUGAGCAAUCUGGCUCUGCUGAGAAAGACGGAGCAGAGGAAGACAACGAAGAGGCCCAUGCAGAGGAGUCUGAAAAUGAUUCAGUCCCUGAAGCGGUGGUUUCAAAUGGGAAAGAUGAGAGACCCUUCAAAUCAUGCUGUGAAAAGUGCAAAGCCAUCCAGCAGAGCCAUGACAGUGAGCUUGUUACCCCCAGGACGCUCUCCAAGGGACGAUUACAAGUGCAGCUGGAAGGAGAGGGUACAUAUGAGUGUUCGGUCACCGGCCUGGUGUUGGAAGCAUCGGAGCCGGUUCUCGUGCGGUACUCAGUUUUGUCCUGGUCCAAGUUUGGUUCGUUCCUCAGGGACUCCUGGAAAUUUGCUGGACCCAUCUUUAACGUGGACACAGUCAAUAAGGACGCAUCUGUCCUCAAGUCCAUCCAGUUCCCUCACUCCGUCUGCCUUUCUGAUCCAGAAAAUGAAAUGACAUUCAGUGUCCUGCACAUAAAGGACAACCGUCCACUCAUCGAGCCGACAGUGGACCACUCAGGUAGCCACGUUAAAUGGAACGUGACGUCGCUGUCACCCGUGGGUCCCAUCAUUCAGACGAGCCAAUCUGUAGAGCACCACGGGGUGGUCCUGGUCUACAAGCAGCUGGGCAGUGACAACAACAGCUACAGCUUCCACGUCUACCUGGCCACCAACAGUGCAUCUGACAUCAAGGAUAUAGGCAAACAGGUGCGGUGCUACAAGAAUCGCUACAUUCGGAUAGAGAAGCCCCCCACGUGUAAGCUGGAUGAGGGGACGUAUCGUCUCCUGAGCGAGCCAGAGGGAGAGAUCAAACCUGAGGAUUUGAAAUUCACCCUGGCUGUGACCAAGAUGAAAGGCUACUUUGAAGCUUUUUUUGAGCAGCCUCCUCCCUUUAAAUUGUCUCUCAUAGACAUUAACACUGAGGAGACGGUAUGGUCCGCCACCAUCAGAGAAGGUGACUGUGUGGAUAACAUAGAAAAGAAGCCAAAGAAAAGGACGAACAGCAGACAGAGGAGCAGCAGCCCCUCUGAAGAUGAAACGGCCUGUAAAAGGCCUCGAUGGCAGGAUGAGUCAGAUGGAGUGAAAACAGUGAUGACUCAGGGCCAAGACAUGUCAGAGAAGCAGCUACUGCAGGUGGCCAAGCGGCUCGGGAAGGAGUGGAAGCAGGUGGCCAUCUAUCUAGACUUGAACUCCAGGGAGCUGGAUGACAUCCAGGCAGUGGAGAAAGAUGUGAUCAUGCAGAAGCUGAAGAUGCUGGUGGAGUGGAAGAGCAGAAGGCGGCCGGGAGAGGCCACGCCGUACCACCUGCGGAAAAGUUUGGAGGAACUGGAUGACUUGCCAAAUGAGGUUCAUCAGACACUGCAAGACAUGAUAGACAAUCGAGCAGCUAAGUGAAAAGGAUCUGGGUUACAUUGACCUUUGGAUAUCUGUUGCUCCGUCAUCAGGAAAAAAAAAACAAACUCUCAGGAAUACAACAAAGCAGAGAUCACCUGUGGACCAAACGUCAACUCUUCUUCCAGUUUGUGUUUCUCUUUUGAAUAUUUUUUGCAUAUGAAACUGUCUGAACUUUGGAUGGGCAUUUUCCCUAAUUUGUUCACGUGGUCCUUUGGUUCUGUAAUGAAUACAGAAGCUAAAGCUUUUAUUUGUGUAACCACAAUUUGAUGCCUAGCAUUUCCAGGUUCAACAAUGACCAGCAGAGGUGUAGAGGUCAUUGAGAUAUAUGGUAGCUAAUUAUGUAGCCAGUAUGUAAAUGUAGAUGCUGCAGUGUUGAAACUGCAAAAACUGGGAAAAAUCCAACCUGUGUUUCACUUGUAUAUGUUCUGUUUGUGGGACUUUUAUCAAACACUUUGGCAUUAGAUCACAUGUAGGUGACUGUCCGAAGCAUUAUGAACUGAAGUACUGAGUUAGUGUCUCAAACAUUUUUAUAUGUGUCCUGUACAUAUCUUUUUUUUUACCAACUGUUUCAAACUUAUGAUCUAUUUUUUUAAGUCUGUUUUUUUCUAUUUGUGUUUUAUUUGACAUCAUGUUUAUUUUGUUUAACUUGAAAUCAUUCCUGCCGUCCUGUGACCAGAACGCACAUCUUGUAAAGUAUAAAUCUUUGUAUGUGAUACAAAAGUGUACAGUAAUGGAAAAAAAAUAAUCGGAUGCAUUUGGUUUCAGGGCUGAAUUUAACUGUUCUACCUGUGAGUGCAGCCAACAUUUCAUAGUUGUCGAGCUUCAAGCACAAUAACAAGCUAUACUGAAGCUGCCUAUGGAAACAUUUCAGUUAAAUUUCCUCAACAUCUCUACAUUAGUCACAGCUUUGUUUCUGUCUUACUUAUUUUCAAACACUAUUGGGGAAAAGCUGCAGAGAUGACGUCUGGAUUAUCAAAUUUUUUAGGGUCUUCCACGACAAUACCACGCAGUCAUGUUUACAUUCAGAGAAAAGGGUUGCUUCUUUAAACAACCUGCCAACAACGAUCCAGUCUGUCCUUUUUUUUGCACUUGUUUCUGUCAGUCCCUCCAGAGAAUUGUGGAGUAAUUAUAAAGAAGCAAAUGUCGACUGAAUAAAACAAGAGAUUCUUUUUACUUA